AUGAAUUUUGAUGAAAUUCUCCGUCUUAUCGGAGGCUUUGGGAAGUUCCAGAAGACCUUGUAUAUAUGGAUCUGUCUACCUCAGAUCUUUCUUGCGUUCCACAUGCUGGUUUCUGUCUUCACUUCGGCUGUUCCUCCUCAUUUAUGCCGCUCCACGCGGACCUCAGCGGGUACUCCGGCCUCUGUGAACUUCAGCUCUCUGACCACCCCGGAUGGCCGACCUGACCUGUCCUGCUCGGUCCCCUUGAACCACAGCGGCGCUGUCAGUCUCGGGGAUGGACGCCCUGCUGGGAGCUGCCAGGGGGGCUGGGAGUACAGCACCCAGACCUUCCAAAGCACCAUUGUCACUGAGUGGGACCUGGUUUGUGACAGUGCCAGCCUGAACAACAUGGGCUCCUCCAUCUACAUGUUUGGCCUCCUUGUUGGAGCCGCAGUGUUCGGGAGCUUAGCUGAUAAGUACGGUCGCAGGAUCAUCAUCCUCGUCAACCUGGCCAUCCAGGCUGUGUUUGGGGUCGGUGCCGCUUUCGCCCCCAAUUUUUACGUCUACACUGCCCUUCGCUUUAUGGUCGGCAUGUCCAUCUCCGGUGUCAUAAUGAAUGCGUUCGUUCUAGGCACAGAGUGGACGGGAGCCAAGCAGCGGAUGCUGGCCGGUAUAAUCACGGACUACUUCUUCGGUUUCGGCUACAUUAUGCUGGCUGGAGUGGCGUACCUCAUCAGAGACUGGCGUAAACUGCAGCUGGCUAUUUCAGCACCUGGCUUCCUCUUCAUCUUCUACAUCUGGGUGCUGCCAAAGUCGGCUCGCUGGUUAAUGGCCAACGACAGGAAGGAGGAGGCGUGGGAGCUGAUCCGGAAAGCGGCGCAGAUGAACGGGAAGCCCCUCACCAAAGAUCUGGAGAUGUCUGAGAUGUAUAAAGUUGAAGAGAAAACAGAGCUGAGGAAAAAACACUCGUUCAUAGACCUGGUUCGAACCCCGAAAAUGAGGAAGCAGUCUCUGAUUGUUUUUUAUCUCUGGUUUGUGAACGUGCUCGUGUACUACGGCCUCUCCCUCAACAUCUCCGACUUCGGGAUGAACAUCUACCUGACCCAGAUGAUCUUCGGCCUGGUGGAGAUGCCUGCACGCACCAUCACCCUGUUCACCCUCAACCGCUCCCGCAAAAUCUCCCAGCUGGCUUUCCUGGCGGUGGGCGGCACCGCCUGCCUGCUGACCAUCUUCAUCCCCAGUGACCUGUCUGUCAUCAAAACAGUCCUGGCCAUGAUUGGGAAGUUUGGAAUCACAGCUUCUCUGUCCAUUAUUUAUGUCUACUCGGCGGAGGUGUUCCCCACUGUCAUCAGACAAAAUGGGAUCGGCAUCGGCUCCAUGUGUGCUCGGACUGGAGGCGUCCUGGCUCCCAUGAUGUAUCUGCUGAGGAGCAUCAGUCCUCAGGCUCCCAUGGUCCUGUGUGGUCUCUGCCCCCUGCUGGGCUCGGCCCUCACCCUGCUGCUGCCCGAGACGGCCAAUAAGCCCCUACCUGACACCAUCGCAGACAUCGAGGGAACCGGCCUCAGCGAGGAGGAUGGCGGCGUGAAGCUCGUCAUCUUCGACGCGUCUCUGAGGAACACGAACAAUGAAACUUACUCCAUACGUAAGGAGUCGCUAGGAGCUGAGGAUUCUGGUCUCAUGGUCAUCGUCUUUAAGCUGCCACAGCAUCUGUAUUUUGAACUUCAGGUUAUAAAAGCACUGGUCUCAGGGUGGUGUCGAUUGGUCUCCAGCCAGAGGAUGGGAACCAAAGCCAAGUUCAGGGACCAGGUGUGA
Seriola dumerili (greater amberjack) is the source of this 1791-nucleotide messenger RNA. RefSeq names its product organic cation transporter protein-like. Gene Ontology annotation, molecular function: transmembrane transporter activity. Gene Ontology annotation, cellular component: membrane. NCBI's taxonomy places the organism in Eukaryota, Metazoa, Chordata, Actinopteri, Carangiformes, Carangidae. The record is from RefSeq and is a predicted model, not a curated record. The coding region runs from base 1 to 1791 and encodes 596 amino acids. Gene Ontology annotation, biological process: transmembrane transport. The transcript has 12 exons.